Messenger RNA from Anthonomus grandis grandis, 2116 nucleotides. RefSeq names its product luc7-like protein 3. The transcript is spliced from 3 exons. NCBI's taxonomy places the organism in Eukaryota, Metazoa, Arthropoda, Insecta, Coleoptera, Curculionidae. The record is from RefSeq and is a predicted model, not a curated record. Bases 41 to 847 code for a protein of 268 amino acids.
AUUUUUUUUGACAGAAACACUAUAAAAAAAGUUAUUAAUAAUGGACGACAAAAAUAUGAUGAAUAUUGAUACGGUGAUGGAAGAUAUGCAGAACUUUUUAAACGGUUCUGCAAAUACAGUAAAAAGUACCGAAAUCGCAAAAGAAGUGCGGCUGGUGGAGAUUGGCCCAAAUAAUCCAGCUUAUUGGGCGGAAAUAUUCAGAAAGCAAGCCAACAAUUUGCCAGAACCUCCUCAGUAUAAUCGCGAAAUAAGGGAUAAUGAACAAAAUAAAAGCAAUAGGAAAGCCGAAGCAGAAAAAGAAGACGAAGAAAAAGAAAGACAAAUCUGGAUAAGGCAGAGGAGAGAAGAAGGAAGAAUGAGAGAGCAGAGAAUCAGAGAGGAAAGAAUGAGAGAGAAAAGAAUUAGAGAGCAGAGAAUAAGAAGAGAAAUGGAAGUGACUCCGAGAGUGGAAGAAGAUACGGGGAGGAAUAGGGGAAGAAUGAAUAGAAGUAGGAGUAAAAGUAGAGACACAUACAGCAGAAGGCGACAUGAAAGACAAGAAGAAAGAAGAGAAAGGGAUAGAACUAGAAGUAGGGAUAGUUAUGAAAGUAGGAGGGGAGAUAGAGGGGAAGAAGUUCAUAACAGAGGAAGGAUACGUGGACGCGGCAGAGGAAGGGACGAGAGGAUGGGGAACGGUGGUCGAUAUGUCCAUCCUCAUCGUGGUCGCGGACGUGGGCGUCGGGAAAUUGCAAACACCCAGACAUCAAGACGACAGCCACAGCAAGUUGGGUCUGGUGUUGUUGGGUGUUUGCAAUUUAACAACAUUGCGUCUAUGGUUGAGUUUACAAAACAAUUUUUCAAUAAAUAAUUUUUUCCUUAAAUCUGUACUUCUUAAUACUUAAUAUAUGUAUUGUUUAAGUUUUGUUUAUCAUUUCUUCAAAAAAAAAAUCAACGAGUGCAAAAUAGAUGACAAUUAUUAAUUAAACACAAAAAGUGGUGUCUUAUAAGGGCCUAGAAUUCCUUCAGCUAUUCUAUGAUUGAUAUGGGUAAAAUAAACCGUUUAAAUAAAAUAAGCGUCACUUGCCUUAACAACCCCUGCAAUAAAAUUAAUCUUAUUCUACUAUACUUACCCUAUGUCGCCAAACCCUAAAUUGAAAAACAAAAACAGAACAGAACUAUAUGAAUUUUGCUGCCAAAUUAUUUAAUUAUAUAAUGUAUCGAACCGACCGUGCAAAAAUAAAUUUAGUGCGCCCAUAAGAUGCCAUGCUGAGAAGUCAGUCAAAUUCAGAUGUCAAUGUCAACCCAACAAAACAAUAACAUAAUUCACCUUGAGAAAUUAUUAUUAUUUUUUAACUAAUAUUUAUUAAAAACACAUAAUUUACAACUUCUUAAUUCGCAUACCUAUAUGUAUUUUAUCAGUUGGUUAGGUAUGAUUUGUUUUCAUCCUGGUCAACAAUUCAACAGCUAUGGGACCCAUUAGUUGUAAACCAGAAAGAAUUGCAUGUUUUAACUGCUGAUUAGUCUACCAUACAACUAGGAAUAAAUAAGCUAAAUAAAGUAUGUUAAGAUUCCUAAGAGAUCAUGAAAUGUGUUUGAUAGGGCUCAGACCAGGCACUUAAGGACAUCCAUCGAGAAAUCAUUGAGAUUCUACCAUAUUGAUGAAAUCGGGAAACCAGGAAAAACUGCCUGACUUUACUGUUGAUUAGACUACCCAGCCAGAAAUAAAUAAGAUUCAUAAAGUAUGUUAGGAUUCUCCAGAGAUCAUGAAAUGUGUUUGAAGGGAUAGGUGCAGUGAUAUGAGGAAGGAAACAAAAAUUAGAAGUAAACAGGAAUCUAAAUGUGACACAAAUUGUAAACUUUUUUGUUGUGAGUAAAACGGAGCAGUAUUUUAAUAAAGUUCCAUUUAUUACUGGAUUUUUUCACCAGAAGAUGGAUGCAUUUAUAAUUUAUAUACUUAAUUUGUUUCAGAUCUUGAAUAGGCAAAAAGGCACGAGAAUCUUUCAACUGGACCCAAAGUCUCUAUUUUUGGUUAGAUAAAACUUAUUUAAUGUUUAUGUUCCAUAACCUGUUUAUUGUUUUAUUAACUUUUGUCAUACAGUUAUUUAGUUUUAAUAAUUAAAGAGAAAAUUGAUCUAUA